Molecule: messenger RNA, 1370 nt
Organism: Aspergillus neoniger CBS 115656
Lineage: Eukaryota; Fungi; Ascomycota; Eurotiomycetes; Eurotiales; Aspergillaceae
Product: MFS transporter
Exons: 7
Coding region: 1-1320 (439 amino acids)
Biological process (GO): transmembrane transport
Cellular component (GO): membrane
Molecular function (GO): transmembrane transporter activity
Source: RefSeq, a predicted model, not a curated record
AUGGCUGCCAGCGAAUACACGCCUCUACUCGAACCCUCCAAACAGCCGAAAGAGCGGUCAUCGCGAUGGCGGGCGCCCCAGACUGAAGUCUGGCUCGAGAUCGUCACUCGCAAGUUCUGUCCCGUAGGGCAGGAUGGGCCGGAAUGCCAAAUGGACCGCGUGCAGAGGGAGGUGGCUCUCCUACAGGACUGGAAGGAUACGCUGGAGCAGGUGCCGGGUAUAUUGUUCGCGGUGCCAUACGGCGUGCUGGCCGACCGGAUCGGACGUCGGCCGGUGUUGCUUCUAUGCGCGGUGGGAUUCACGCUGAGCGAUGCGUGGACCAAGGCUGUCGGUUGGUUCUCCGAUCAACUCCCGCUGCGACUGAUCUGGCUUGGUCCAAUAGCUCAAGUGUUGGGUGGUGGCACCCAAGUAGCCACUUCCAUGAUGUAUGUCAUACUCGCUGAUCUUUUCAGCGACGAAGAGCAAACCACGGCAUUCCUCUACGUAGCGGCCACGGUGCUCGUCAGCGAGAUUCUGGCCACUCCGCUUAGUGCCCUGCUCAUGACGAAGAAUAUAUGGCUACCGUAUCUACUAUCGCCUGUUUUCAAUGCUGCUGGUGGCCUCCUCCUGUUUCUCUUACCGGAGACAUUACCACAGACACCACCCGGCCAAUCGUCUUCAUCGGAGCAAGUAUCACAACGACAGAAUAUCCGGGGGCGCAUCAGAGCUGCAGUUGAUGAGCUGGGCCAGUCAAUCGCUGUGAUCUGGCGACAUCGCCGGGUAAUGAAACUGCUUCUGCUCUUCGCUGUCGACCGGUUUCAUUGGACGAUUGCGCAGGCCAGCUUCCUCAUACCCGUGCGAGGAUUUACUAGACUACUGCUGCUUCUGGUAAUCCUGCCAGGCAUAUCGCACUGGCUCAUAGAGCGACGGCGCAUGUCCCCAUUCACCAAAAACACUAGACUGGCUCUGACGAGUAGCGCUUGCAUGGGCGUGGGAUGUCUGCUAAUUGCGCUGUCCAGCCAUCCAGCGGGCACAGUAUUGGGGCUGGUAGUGUAUGCGCUUGGGUCAGCGAUGCAUCUAUUUGCUCGGCGCAUUAUCACGUCGCUCGUUGACGCACAUCACAUGGGUACGCUGUAUACGGCGAUUGCGGUGAUGCAGGGAAUCGGAGUAUUGGUGGCCGGGCCGAUGAUGGCGACGGCGUAUGGCUGGGGACUGGCAAGGGGUGGAGUAUGGACGGGGGCGCCGUUUUUGCUGGUGAGUGGACUUUAUGGGGCGGCUGGGUUGGCAAUCCUCCUGGGAAAUUGGGAGGGCCGCCAGGACGAUCUGGAGGAUGGUCAGUGAGGAAGCUAUGAAAAACCGCGAGACUAUUGGCUAGCAACAUACACAUCAUA